Notolabrus celidotus (New Zealand spotty) is the source of this 2683-nucleotide messenger RNA. Its product is annotated as carnitine O-acetyltransferase-like. The transcript has 19 exons. Gene Ontology annotation, cellular component: peroxisome. The coding region runs from base 705 to 2600 and encodes 631 amino acids. NCBI's taxonomy places the organism in Eukaryota, Metazoa, Chordata, Actinopteri, Labriformes, Labridae. Gene Ontology annotation, molecular function: carnitine O-acetyltransferase activity. Gene Ontology annotation, biological process: carnitine metabolic process, CoA-linked. The record is from RefSeq and is a predicted model, not a curated record.
UAUCUUUUUUUAAGCCUAUUCAUACAAAUAUUUAUUUCCCUUUUCAUUUUUUUUUUUUUUUCUCCCAACAUAUUCUGAUGGUGCGAUCUGCCUGGUGGAGCCCCCUCACGCCACAACAGACCUUGUAACUGAUGAAGAGUGCGAGGAGACUUUGUCUGCUGCCUUCACAGAGGGGGAACCAGAAAGGCCUGUAGAGGGCAUGGCUGGGCAGCAGCAGGAGGGUCCCUCAACUUCAACUGCACAGAUUGACACAGUGAGAUGGAUGUUCAGUAAACACCAGAGGUUCAUUCUGUGGAAUUCAUGUGCAACUGUAUAAUUUAAUGUCCUCCUUAUGUAUUCCCAGUUAAAGAUAUCUACAAAAUAUUUCUUCUGAAAAAAAUUGAAAAAACCAACAAAGAAAUGCAGUUCUUGGACCGCCAGAUGAGAAGGGCAGAUCUCGAAAUUGAAUUACUAGAGCACAAGUUAGAGUGGAUGCAGGAUAUGGUGUCUCUGACUGCUCUGCCGUCCUGCAUACAGUGGCCUUACCUUCAUCCAACAUGCCACAGAGGACAUUAGGACGAGCUGAGGUUUGUGGCUCCAUAAAAGUCAAGAGGGAUCAAGCCUACAGCAGUCAGCAGAUCCAGUCGUGUCACAGACAGAAGUCAUUUGACAUCCAAACCUUAAACACUGGUAAAAACUGGUGAAGAAGAUUUUCAGACAGAAUAAUGUUGAGAAUCUGCAGCAAGAGUCUGGUGAAGGUGGGGAGGCUGAAACCCUGUAUCCCUCUAAGACCUGCCGCUCUGCACUCAUGUAGAAACAUAAGUCAGCAGCAGGAUCUGCCUAAACUGCCCGUCCCCCCUCUGAAGAAGACCUGUGAGCUGUACCUGAACAUCCUGGAGCCUGUGUUGAAGCCCCAUGAGCUGCAGAGAGCCAAACAGCUGGUGGAAGAGUUUCAGAAACCAGGAGGAGUGGGAGAGAGACUGCAGAGCGAUCUGCAGAGCAGAGCAGAGGGAGUAGAUAACUGGUCAACAGACGAUUAUGUGAAGAUGGCCUACCUGGCUAGACGAAAGCCUUUACCUAUUUUUUCAAAUAUGUCGGGAAUCUUCCCCAAACAGGACUACACAGAUAUUCAUGGACAGAUCAGGUGUGCUGCUGAUUCAGUGCUGGCUCUGCUGGAUUAUAAACUGAAGACUGAAACUGGCACACUUCCAGUUUCAUACUUCCAAGGAACGCCGAUGUGUAUGUUACAGCAUGAGGAACUAUUAUCAUCCUGCAGAAUCCCACAUCCAGAAGUUGAUUCUCUGAUGUUUUACGCCAAAAGCCCCAACCCCCCUAAACAUAUCAGCGUGGUUCACAACUGUCAGUUCUUUGUGAUGGAUGUGUACCACAGUGAUGGUACUCAGCUGAGUAAGGAGGAUAUCUUAGUUCAGCUGAAGAGAAUAUAUGAAUCGUCAAUGCAGCCUGACCAGGAACCUGUUGGGAUCCUGACAUCUCAACGCAGAGACAUCUGGGCCAAAGUUUAUGAGAAGCUCAUCACUGAUGAAACCAACAAACAGUCGAUGUUUGCCAUCCAGAGCAGCAUCUUCACCAUCUGUCUGGAUGGACCAACGGCCCCUGUGGCCAGUCAAUCUUAUCGCACUAAAACGAUGCCAACAUUGCUGCAUGGGGAAGGAAGCCGCUGGAACAGCGCCAACCGCUGGUUUGACAAGGGAUUGCAGUUUAUUAUUGGACAGAACGGUGUGUGUGGCGGGACGGUCCUCCACACUGUGGCUGAUGGAAUAGUGGCUGUAGAAGCUUGUCAAUAUAUAAAUGCACACAUGAAAAAAGAAAAACCACAGGCGUCCCCCGUCAUGGAUUUAUGUCCCCCGCAGAAACUGAAGUUCAACAUUUCACCCGAGAUAAAGGAGGACAUUGAGGAGGCCAAGCAACACAUGGAGAAGCUGAUUAAAGGUUUUGAUCUUAAGACAAAAGUGUUCGAGCACUUUGGUAAAAACCUCCUCAAGUCUUUCAAGAUGAGUCCUGACGGUUUCAUGCAGAUGGCAACACAACUGGCAUACUUCAGGACGCACCAGCAGCUCUCCGCCACGCAAGAACCCGUAACCCUGAGGAUGUACAAAGGAGGGCGUCUAGGAUUGCUCAACGCAACCUCCAGUGCAUCCGCCGCUUUUGUUAAAGCCUUCGAUGACCCGAACAAGCAGAACUCAGAGAAACUGGAUCUGCUGAAAAAAGCUCUGAAAACACACCAUCACAACAUUAUCACGAUACUCCGUGGACAGAUCACAGAUGGACAUCUCUUUGGACUGGAGAUGCAGGCUGUCGAGGAAAAAAUCCCCACCCCUGAAAUCUUCACAGAUGUUUCCUAUGAAAAAGCUUUCACAUUUCAAGUCAUAGCUGGUCAGGUAACAAGCGGGAAUGGAGUCAUCACAUGUUCCAGUCCUGAAGAAGUCGGACUAUACGACGUAAAUUACGGUUUAAUGAAUGAUCACAUGGAGUUAAUAGUGUCCUGUUUCGAAUAUUCUGAGACUGGCAGAGAAAAGGAUUCAGCAAAGAUGAUCCAAUCCCUUGAGGAUACUUUGUUGGACAUGAGGAACUUAUGUGAAGAAGCCACAGAGAAAAUCUAACCCAGCAGGGUUAGUGCUUGAAAACUUAAAUCUGAUGUAUCCUGUAAAGUAUGAUGAAUUAAACACAUUUUAUUUGAUUGUAA